Hydra vulgaris (swiftwater hydra) is the source of this 2238-nucleotide messenger RNA. The record is from RefSeq and is a predicted model, not a curated record. NCBI's taxonomy places the organism in Eukaryota, Metazoa, Cnidaria, Hydrozoa, Anthoathecata, Hydridae.
AUGAUUCAUGGACCAUGCGGAAUUUUAAAUCCCAAUUUAUCGUGCAUGAAGGAUGGGGUUUGCAUAAAAGGUUUUCCUAAAGAUUUCAAUCUUUAUACUGUUGCAACUUUCAAUGGCUAUCCACACUAUAGGCGUAUAGAUAAUGGUAGAGUAGUUGUUAUAAAAGGUAGCCAAGUUGAUAAUCGUUGGGGGCAUGAUUGUGCUAAUGAGGUAAUUAAUGAAAGUGUUCACCAUGAUGAAAUUAAAUCAUAUUUAGACUGUCGCUUUGUUUCUGCACCAGAGGCUCUUUGGCGAAUAUAUGAGUAUUCCAUAAGUGAUAUGUCACGCACCAUUAUACGCCUUCAAGUGCACCUUCCUGAUAAUCAGAUAGUAUAUUUUAACGAGGGAGAAGAACAAGUAGCUAUUAAUCGUGCAACACAGCGUGACACUCACCUAACUGCUUGGUUUAAAUUAAAUGCUGAAAAUUUUGAAGCACGUCGCUAUUGUUAUAUUGAAAUUCCAUAUCACUUUGUGUUUGAUGGUGCAUUAUCUUACGAGAAUUUGCGCACUGUGAAUGGUACUGUUUUUAAUACAUUUCGUGAAGCGUGUUAUCAGUUAGGUCUGUUGCAAGAUGACAUUGAAUGGAGAAAUACAUUAACUGAGGCUGUUGCAACUGGAUUGCCUAAACAAAUUAGGCAACUGUUUUCCAUCAUAUUAACAUUAUGUCAACCUGAUGAUCCUUUACACCUAUGGAAUACCUUUAAAGAUUAUAUGGUGGAGGAUUACAUACACCGUUCAAUGCCAAUCCUACUUGCUGAACAAGUAGCACUUUGUCAAAUUGAAUCUAUAAUUAAUCAGAGUGAAAAUGACGAUGAAGAUGUACAGGUAUUUAUUGAUGAAGCAAAUCUAGUUAGACCAUUAUUAAAUGAUAAUCAGCGUUAUGUAGCUGAUGCAAUCCUUGCUGCACUUAAUGAAGAACCUAAUAAUGAAAAUAAGCAUUCAAGAUUGUUUUUUAUGGAUGGGCCUGCUGGUUGUGGUAAAACAUUUACUUACAAUUAUUUAAUCACUGAAACACGCAUCAGACAUAUUAGAACUGCAACAGCUGCAUGGACAGGAAUAGCUGCAACUCUUCUUAAAAAUGGAUGCACACUGCAUGGCUUAUUCAAACUUCCUGUGCCAAUUUUGGAAAAUAGCACAUGUAAUGUUCUAUUCAAAAAUUCUAUUCAUGGUGAAUUCCUUAGACAAGUAAGUUUGUUUUUACUUGAUGAAGCAUCUAUGAUUCCUAAACAUGCUUUAAGUGCCAUUGAUAAGUUAUUACAAGAUAUUUGUAAUAAUAACUUUCCUUUUGGUGGUAAAGUUAUUCUUAUGGGUGAAGACUUUAGACAAAUACUUCCAGUUGUGAAAAGAGGUCGACCAGCUGAAGUUGUAGAAUCAUGUUUAAAAUGUUCUGAACAUUGGCAGUAUGUGCAAAGGUUUUCAUUAACUGAAAAUAUGAGGGUUCAGAUAGGAGAAGAGGAAUUUUCUCAAUGGCUUCUAAAGCUUGGAAGUGGAACUUUACCUGUCAAGCCUGAAGAUCCUUUGCGAGGGUGUAUUGAAAUACCUGAGCAGUGCUUUGAAAACGAUAAUGAAUCUAUUGUGGAAAAGAUUUUUGGUGGCACAGAGGAAGCUGAUUAUGCUAAUUGUGCUAUUUUAACACCAACAAAUGUUGAUUCAUUGGCAAUAAAUGAAGAAGUCCUUGAUCGUUUACCUGCUGAUACUAAAAUUUACUUAAGUUCAGAUAGCAUUGAAACUGAUGAUCAUAAUGAAAUUUAUAAUUUUCCAGUCGAGUUUUUAAAUAGUUUGACUCCAUCAGGUAAGCCUGUUCAUUGCCUAAAAUUAAAAAUUGGUGCUGUUGUAAUGCUACUUAGAAAUUUAGAUCUAAAAGGCGGACUUUGUAAUGGAACACGUUUGAUGGUACGUGCACUGCACAACAAUUAUAUUGAUGGACAGGUUCUAACAGGGGUAGCAGCUGGUAACAGGAUCUUAGUUCCUCGAGUUCAAUUAGCUCCGUCGGAUUCAAAUUUACCCUUUAUACUCAAACGUCGUCAGUUUCCAGCUAGGUUAGCAUACUCAAUGACCAUAAACAAAAGUCAAGGUCAAACUUUUGACAAAGUUGGAGUUUAUCUUAAAAAGCCUUGCUUUUCACACGGUCAAUUAUAUGUUGCAUCCAGAAACCAGUCUUUGAUACUGGUUAGAAAACCAGUCUUUGAUACUGGUUAG